Molecule: messenger RNA, 1095 nt
Organism: Rosa rugosa (rugosa rose)
Lineage: Eukaryota; Viridiplantae; Streptophyta; Magnoliopsida; Rosales; Rosaceae
Product: WAT1-related protein At3g28050-like
Exons: 7
Coding region: 244-1095 (283 amino acids)
Cellular component (GO): plasma membrane
Molecular function (GO): transmembrane transporter activity
Source: RefSeq, a predicted model, not a curated record
CACAUUACACUUCUCAUCCUCCCAUCGUUGUCAAGCUAUCCCCUCACCACCUAGCUAGCUACAUUCCACCCCUAAGCCAUUAUAAUGCUGCUUUGUUAUCUCAGAAACCCCAUUUAACUUUCCCAUUAUUCUCUGUCUCUGAGUGACUGGUGUUGUCUUUGAGUGUGUGUGAGAGAGAGAGAGAGAGAGAGAGAGAGAGAGAGAGAGAGGAGAGGAGAGAGGAAGAUAGAAAGAGAGAGAGAGAUGGCAGGAAGGUCUUGUUACAGAGAUGUGCUUCCAUUUACAGCCAUGGUGACUAUGGAGUCCACCAACGUGGGAUUGAACACACUGUUCAAAGCUGCAACCAUGAGAGGGAUGAGCUACCAUGUCUUUAUUGUCUACUCUUAUUCCAUAGCUGCUCUUGCUCUUCUUCCAGCUCCCUUCAUUUCCCACAGAUCAAGGAGGCUUCCUCCUCUCAACUUUUCCAUCAUGAGCAAAAUUCUUCUUCUUGGGCUAAUUGGGAGUUCAUCUCAGAUAAUGGGGUUUACAGGAAUCAGUUACAGCUCUCCAACGCUUGCUUCUGCUAUCAGCAACCUUGUGCCAGCUUUCACUUUCAUUCUUGCCAUUAUUUUCAGGAUGGAAAGUGUAGCUUUGAAAAGUAGAAGCAGUCAAGCUAAAAUCUUGGGUACUAUAGUUUCACUUGCAGGUGCAUUUGUGGUGACUUUCUAUAAGGGCCCCCGAAUUUCCCUCACUAGUCAAACACAAUCUCUGAUGCUAAACUCAACAGCUUCAAACUCAGACUGGAUCAUUGGAGGCCUUCUAAUAACAGCUGAGUAUAUAUUGGUGACACUUUGGUACAUUGUUCAGGCACGAAUUAUGAAAGAGUAUCCAAAUGAAUUAACUGUGAUCUUCUUCUACAAUGUUAUCGUCAGCAUCGUAGCUGCAGUUGUUGGUUUGAUUACAGAAAAAAAUCCAAAUGCUUGGAGGUUGAGACCAGAUAUGGCAUUGGUCUCCAUCCUGUGCUCAGGAUUACUAAGCUCAUUAUUGAACAAUUCUGUUCACACAUGGACCUUGCGCGUGAAGGGGCCUGUGUAUGUGACAAUGUUCAAAUCUUAG